This is a messenger RNA of Monomorium pharaonis (pharaoh ant), 9807 nucleotides long. RefSeq names its product protein similar (gene sima). Gene Ontology annotation, biological process: regulation of transcription by RNA polymerase II; cellular response to hypoxia. The transcript is spliced from 14 exons. Gene Ontology annotation, cellular component: transcription regulator complex; cytoplasm; nucleus. Gene Ontology annotation, molecular function: RNA polymerase II transcription regulatory region sequence-specific DNA binding; DNA-binding transcription factor activity, RNA polymerase II-specific; protein dimerization activity. The record is from RefSeq and is a predicted model, not a curated record. Bases 2916 to 7553 code for a protein of 1545 amino acids. NCBI's taxonomy places the organism in Eukaryota, Metazoa, Arthropoda, Insecta, Hymenoptera, Formicidae.
AAUUUUAAUUUAUUUGGAAAAUUUCGUCAAGUCAACAAUUUUUUUUUUUCAGUGUGUAAAUUAUAAUACGUAGAACCGCGAACCAAUCGACGAAUCGACAUGGCGAACCGAUCGCGGAAUAAUUAUGACACAUGACGACUUCCGGUUGCGCGAUUACGCGACCUAGGUUGAAGGAUACGUUUUGCGGAUUGCAUCAGAAAUAGAUGCGAACUGGGCCGAGGUAUUGGCGCUGUUGUGCGGUGCCUCGCCCGAGAGAAGAAACAUUGGAUAAAACCGGGAUGAUCUAUGGCGGCUACAAUAGUCCCUGUUGUUCUUUUCGAGCGCUCGAUAUCUCUUAUUGGAGAGAUUGCGUUAUCUUCUACGAACGCUCGCGAUUAUGGCCGACCAUUAGACAUUCAAAUUACUGGAAAGUCAUUAGACGCACGACCGCAGAGAGUGAAGAGGGAAUAGGCCAUUUACCGCAAUUCCCCAUCAAACGCGAUACGCAUAAUAUGAAGUAAACUCCCUUGCAUCAUCAUUAUUUGCAUCGAGAAAUGUCUCUUGUGAUUUGAUGAGCUUUCUCGAAUAUAUUAUACCGAAAAAUAACGGAGCUAUUUUUUUAAUACAAGUACUUUUCUAUUUCUUUAUCGUAAUCUUAUCAGUAAGAAACUUUCAAUUUUUUCCAAAAUGGCCGAAGCAACCAAAUCCGCAAUAGAGCAACUAAUUAACCACAAAAGAACAUUAAACAUUUAUACAUGUUUUUCGAUUGCCGAAGUAACUGUGCCAUCUUUAUAGACAUUUAAGUUACGAAUUUUCGGAUUUACGACACAUUGACUAACAACACCCGUAUCUACCAAAAUAGAUUAACUUUAAUCUCGGUUUAACUUACGUUUUAUCUUUUUCUAAUUUUUGGAAUUAGAAUGAGAUAACAAAUAAGUUAAAGUGAGAUUAAAGCUGAUCUGUGUUUAUAGAUAAAUAUUAAUUUUUACGAUAACAAAGUCUUAUAUUGAGAAUUAUAAUUUAAAAAAUUUUAUUUGCCAUUUCUUAAAUAGAGGCGUGUAAUUGCUUUUAUGUAAUAAAAUAAUUAUUUGUAUAAUGUUAUUUAUGUGAAAUAUAUAUUCACGAUCGAUUUGAAGUCUCGGAAUUUCGAAUGAGUAGAAGGAUACUUGUAUGGGCCAUACAUGGCUAAAAUGUGAGAUGAAAUAUUUAUUCCUUGCUGAAUUUAUUCCUGACUACUUUAAUCACACGAUCUAGAAACUAUGGGUUACGUAGGUGCUACUUAAUGCAAAAAUAUGUUAAUUGCGUUGUUUUUCUACGCGUGCCCCUCUAUUAAUGUCUCUAUAUGAUAUACGGAUAACUAUCGCGGAUUCCGUGAAUUUUAUCGCUUGUAUUUUGAUUAUGUCAUUACCUUCUGAUAUAGCGGCAGUUUAUUCGGUUUUUGUAUUACAAAAAUGUUUGUUUAUGUUAACUGAAUCCAUAGCGUUUGACGCUGUUUGCAUAAUGAAAAUAAUAUUAAAAAUCUGCGAUGUGAUAGAGAUAUGGAACGUCAAUGUUUGACUAGUUACGCGGCAGAUAAAUCGAACUGUUCGAAACGGCAAAAAUUUGCUCGGCGAAUUGGUUAUGUCGCGCGCGGCUUCGAUGAUAGAGUAUCGUUAUCGACGUGCGAGAUAACGAUCCUUCGGAAACGUCCAACAGAAACAGCAUCGCAUUGCUACCGGGCUUUAGUCUCGCGCGAGCCGUGAAGGUGGAUCAAAAAUCGCGUCCCCGAAGAAAGUAUGCGAGAAAACGACGAUAAUCGGCCUCGUCUAGAGUUGAAUUCUCGACAAACCGGUAAACUAGAUCCCCGUCGACAUCCCCGCUGGUGAUUCUAAUUUAGGAUAUAGCUCUGUCAAGAUAAAGAACAAGAGAGAAAGAUACAAUAAAAAAGAUAAGCCGAUAAGAGAUAAUAAAAGAAAUGCGGCGACCGUUGGUUCCGGAAAGCGGUUCAACAAAAAUGGUUGAAGAGGAAACAGGUUAAGUGAGGAACACGUGAGAAGAAGUUGAGAAAUAUUGUCACUUGGAUAAAACACGAGGAGAGUAGAAUUAAAUUGGCGGAUAAGAAGGUGGUUGAAAGCUGAGAUAAGAGGACGACAAAACGAAAAUGAGAGAGUGAGUUUAGUGAAGACGACUGGAAGUCAAGUGUAACGAGGUGAAUUUUUGUGGAAAAUAAGAAAAAGGAUUGGAAUAAAUAAACUAGAGAAAAGAAAGAGCGGGAAAGAGAAUUGGUGCAGUCGGUUCCACUUGUGUGUAGAAAUUAGGAUAUUAAUCAAGUAAGUAUCGCUUUUUGCGUUUGCUUUUUUUCCCCGCUUGCGCUAGAAAAUUAUUUCCGAUUAUACAUCGGUCACGUGGACCAGACAUGACCAAGAUAAGCUCUUAGCAACAAAAAGUGAGAAAGAUAAACUCGAGAGAUAGAGGGACGGAAAAUUAUUUUUAUGAUAACUAAUUAAUGAAUAGCGAAGAUAAUAUUCUAAGUUCUCUUAUCGAAGAAAGAAUAAUGUUAAGAGGGGAAAGAAUAAAUUUCGGGGAACUAAGCUCGAAAGUUUUUAAGUGAGGACAAAAGAGAGAAAGAAAAAAGUAAGAACACUGAUAAUUGAUAAUCGCAAGAUUAGUAAAAUUGAAGCGUGAAAUUCCCGAUGGCUGUGCCCCAUACGACUAAUCACGAAUGGAACCGGUUCUUGACGGUAAAGAAGAGACGACAGUAACCAAGGAGAGGAAAAGGAAAAGGAGGGAACGGAAAAAAUCUUGGUUGAUGAAAAAUCUCUUGAUACGAUUAAAACGUAAAGUUUCUACCGAUCUCGUUGAUCGCGAAAAGAGAGGAAGGGAACUUUAAAAGUGAACAUUAACCGCGAGAUUAAGUAGUGGUGACGUGGCUCGGACAUCGAGAGGGAAAAGGGACAAUGAACGCGCGUUUGCACGAGGUAGCGGUAGAAAGAAGAGAUGGAAGUGAGGCAAGGGAGGAGGGUGGAAACAUCAUCCUCGGCGACUGUCGUCAGCAGCAGCGGGGUCGUUGCUCCGAUCUCCGCGGCUACUGGAUCGACAAGGCGUCGGGUUACGCCGGUGUCGAUGCGCGUCACAUGGCGAGAGGAAACGAGAUCGAUUUUCCGUCGUGCGAAUUACUGAAACCACCACCGCCGCCACCGCCACCCCCACCGCCGUCAUCGUCGUCAUUGUCGUCGUCGUCGUCGUCAUCGUCGUCGUCGUCGUCGUCGUCGUCGUCGUCGUCGUCGUCGUCGUCGUCUUAUGGUCCAGCGAUUGCAUUCAGCAACAUAGACGUUUUACCCGACAAUAUUGCCGCACCCUCCUCCAGCGUUACGUCACACGUUGGCGAUAAUGCUAGAUCACGAGCCUGCGAUAUCGGGACGACAUCUUGCCCCACGAUGAGAUUCCCGUAUACGCCUGGUACUACGAAUUGCAACGUGGCAUGGUGCGGUAAUGCACCAGCGACUGCUUGCAACGCGUCAGCAACGUGCAAUGUCGUGGCUCCAACAGCCGCUGACUGUGACGGUCCGGAGCCAACGUGGUUGGUCCGCAACGACGAGGAUCACUUGACCGAAUCGUCCCAAUCGUCGGGGACCCGCGCGACCUCGAGAACCUGCCAGCUGGGCCCGGUCGACGUCGAGGACCUCGCGAUGUACUUUGAUCUACCGGCGGACGGCUGCAAGCCGGCCCCGCAGGCGGCGGGCAAUCGUGCGAUCUACUCGAGGAGAUCGCGAUAUGGACAGGCCGGACCCCCAAGGAUGGACCCCCAACCCCACGAUACCCUGCCUCCCCCUUCGGGCGGCGAUCUAGCGCCCGACGAUCUACGCACCUAUGACAUGGCACCCAGCGCUCUGGGCUAUUGUCCGGAUCUGCAGGGAUACGGGGAUCUGCAGCUUCGCGGGGACUCGGGACGAUAUGACGAUCCACGGUUUCACGGCUCGCGAUUUUGCGACCCGAGACUCGGCGAUUCGCGAUUUUGCGGCGAGCGACACGAUCUGGGACGGGACGAUUGGUUCUGCAACGUCUGCCCGGAACUGUUCAAUUUCUGCACCGAGGAACGGUGGCUGCAGUGCCCGGCGAGCGAUCGCUGCCCCCUUUACGAUACCUCGUACGCUUAUGGCGCGCCCAUCUUGCCGCCGUGUAUGUACGAGAAUGGUUACAACAAUAACGAUAACUGGCAUUAUGGCUACGUGGAAGACGAACAGCUCCUCGAGGAUUAUUUGACCAACGAGAAGAGAAAGGAGAGGUCUCGCGAUGCAGCUCGCUGUAGGCGCAGUAGGGAGACCGAUAUCUUCACCGAACUCGCAGCCGCGCUUCCGGUCGCGCCGGAACAGGCGGCGCUCUUAGAUAAGGCCAGCGUAAUGAGGUUGUCGAUUGCCUACCUCAAAGUUCGGGCCGUCGUGGAUUCCAUUCCGCAGGCAAAGUCCGAGUCGUUUCCAAAAAUGGAUGAACUCUUUUCAAAAAUGGAUGACUUAUAUCCAAAAGCUCUCAACGGCUUUAUGUUAGUGUUAUCCAAUGACGGCAAUAUGGUUUACCUCUCGGAGAACGUCAGAGAUUAUCUUGGAGUGUCACAAAUGGAUAUGAUGGGACAAAGUGUAUAUGAAUACAGUCAUCCAUGCGACCAUGAUGAAUUGCGCGAGUGCCUCUCUUCGAAAUCAACGGAUAACAACGAGAAACGUGCCUGCAAUUUCUUCUUGCGCCUCAAGUGCACUCUCACCAGUAAAGGCAGGAAAGUCAAUCUGAAGAGCGCUUCUUACAAGGUGAUUCAUUGCACCGGCAGAUUGACAAAAAUCCGCAACUCAAACUCAAACUCCAUGGAAAUUGAUAAUAAAGAGCAACACAAAGCAGAUGAGGACGUGGUACAGGAUACAAGCGUUUCUCUGGUGCUCGUGGGUAGUCCUAUACCCCAUCCCAGUAACAUCGAGAUACCCCUUGGACGCCAUACUUUUUUAUCGAAGCACAGUCUAAGCAUGAAGUUCACUUAUGCUGACGAAAAAUUGGCCGAAUACUUGGGCUGGGACAGCGAGGAACUGAUGGGUCGAUCGGUCUUCGAGUUUCAUCAUGCUCUCGAUAAUCUGGCGCUAGACAAGAGUUUCAAAUGCCUGUUCAGCAAGGGUCAGUGCGAGACGGUAGCGUACAGAUUCCUUGGCAAGCGAGGCGGCUACGCCUGGGUAAUCACUCAGGCUACUCUCAUUCAUUGCUCCAAGCAGCAGAAGCCGAUCUCCGUCGUCUGUGUCAACUACGUCCUAAGUGGGAUUGAGCACGAGGAUGAGGUGUACAGCGUGCGCCAGCUGGCCGCGCGUGACAGCGGUGCCGAUUUGGUGAAGGUAGAAAGACCGUUGCCGGCCCUUGUGCCGACCGGUGGUCCUGGUGCGGUGUCGACGACGGACUCGAGUGACGUAUCGUUGGACGACGAAGAGGGGAAGUUGGUCAUCGACGAGACCAGGAGCGACGAUCAACCGUUCACCGUUACCGCGUCGAUCUUCCGUUCGGCCGACGGAAAGAGCGACUGCAAGGACGAUUUGAGGAAGGACGACGCCUUGCCGAAGCACGCCCAGGAGGAGAAGGCGUUCGUGCAGGCUCUUAAGGAGUCCCUGGAAGAAUCGAUUAAGGAAUCACUGAAGGAGAACGACGACCCGGCACCGGUAGACCGACAGAACUGCCGGCAAUCGUUCGCUAAGAAGACACCCUUCAUAUUCCAGGGUAAACCGACGGUGGUGCGCGAGUCCUCAGACAGUGCCGAACACUGUGAUCGUCCACAGUCCGUGACCAGGCAUCUGUUCGCGCCCCUCGCGACCGCCGUGCAGCAGCAACAGCAGGAACAGCCGCAGUUAUCCUGCCGGCCGCAAACGGCCACUGCGAGCAUCUUCGCGCCUCGCACCGAGGACAUGAACAAAGGCUUCUUGACUUUUAGCGAGGAUCAGCCGGGUCUCACCAUGUUAAAGGACGAGCCGGAUGACCUGACACAUCUCGCGCCCACGGCCGGUGACGUGUGCGUACCCCUGGGGGACCCUCCCUUCCUAUCAGACAUGGAUCUGGAGUUUGUCUUCGGUAACGACCACUACGGUUGUCCGCUACUGAGUCCGAGCGACACUCUUACGCCAGAGCUACGUUCCGCAGAUCUCUCGGGAUCCCUCAAGGACACAGAUCUGGUGGAUGCCGCUACCAGAACCAAGGACACGGUCGACCGUCUGGCCGACAGCGAUCCGUUCAUGUAUGGUGACUCGCCUGGAAGUCCCUGCGGCAUCGACCCGAGCGUCGUGUCGUCGUCUCUCUCGAAGUACCGACAGAGUCCUGAGCGUAGCGUGGACUCAUUGGGUAGUCCUACAGGAGGUAGCGGCGGCGAUGGGCUCUCCGAGGACGAGAUGCUCAUCUUAGGUAUCAGCGACAGCAUAGGUGAUGAAGAAUUAGCGCUUAGAGCACCCUAUAUUCCAAUGUCUGAUCAGGACGAGGCAUUAGAUCUGCUUAUUAACGAUGACAUGAUCAUGUGGGGUUCGUCGCAGUCCGCCGACAAAGGAUCUUCGAAGUGGUUGCUCGACGAUCGGGAGCAACGUAAUUCCGAAUCCAGCCUCGCACAGUUGUUGCGAACCGAUCAAGCCGUGUCACGACGAUAUAACGAUCACGGCGGAGGUUUGCUAAAUACAAUGCAAAUAUUGGGACAAGCGCCUAGAAAAAACGCAGUCUUCGAGUCUGAUCGAUGGUCUUCUAAUCAGGAACGUCCCAACAAACGCAUUCACUCCGGUCUCAAUACGGAUUCCGAAAAUGAGUACAAACGUCUGAAAUGCGAGGAUUCGUCUUUCGAGCGUAUACAUCUCGAUGAUACUUUAGUGACAAAACAGCGACUGUCGACGACGCUUCACAAGAAGUCGCCGUCGAGUCUCGGUAACAGCUGCGGUAGCCAACUUUUGCGUUGUCUCGUUUCGCCGCAGAUGUCGGGCAUCGCGUCACAAGCGACCUUGUCCGACGAUGGCAGCGAUCUUCGCGGCGAACGUCAUCACGGAGACAUUUCGAAGCAACGUACUCGCAUCCUCGACGAUAUCAUCGACUUCGUCGAGACGGAAAGUGACCGAGGCGGUGGGGGAGGAGGCGGAGGUGAAAAUCGCGGCAGCAUCAGUGACGGCCUAGACAGAAUCGAUGGAACAAGCCGGAAGAGGAAUCCUUCCUGCGGCGGCAGCAGCGUGCUAAUGAAUCUCCUGGUUUCCGGCUGCGAUGAUUCUCUGAUGAAUUCCCGUAACGUGCCAACUCUAUUAUCGAGAAACCUGACGACUCCAUUAUCCGUCAACGUGGACAAUCAGAUGGUACCGCAUUGCGCGAACGUGAAUGUUACAUCUUUGCCCGACCAUCUCAGCCCGGACACUAGAAAGCACUUGAUUGGGCCCUUCACUGACGGUGGCGGUGGCAGUAACGGAAAUGGGAAUGGGAGUACAACUCCGAUAAUCUCGCCCAUGACGUCUGCAAUGGCAUCCUUCGAUACUUUUGACUACGACGGAUCCGUGAGCCUGCUCCAAAUGGGAUCGGAUCUACUCGGAGGAUUGCUGGAUCGAAAUCUAGUGUGAUCAAGCGCGAUAUGAUCACGCGGACACACCAGAGAAUUGAUCAGGGAAAUUAGAAGCCGGAUUUAUGUUUUUUUUUCUCUUGUAAGUUUUUCUUACAAAAAAAUAAUAAGUUUUUCUUUUAUUCCCUUUUUAUAACAUCUAAGUACGGUUACAAUAUAUUUGUAAUUUUUCAUUGUAUAAUUAAAUUAUACAAUUAAGCUUUUGAUUAAUAUUAAGCUAUUGAUUUUUUUUUCGACGUCACACUCGAUUUUAGAGUCUGUGCAAUAUACUAAAUGCAGAAGUGAAGAGUGCAGAAAAAGGAAUUAGAGUGCGAUCGAAGCAUUACUCAUAGAAAGAUUUUAUAAGAAUCCUGCUUCUAAUUUCUGCGUGUAAAUAGUCGUUAAAUUCCCGGUGAUCUUAAUAAUUCGCUGAGCAUCCGAAGAAACGUGAUAAUAAACGCAGCGCAGUUUACAUUAGGUGUUCAAAGAGACGUUCGAUUAACGUAAGUGACGCGAUUCUUGAGAAGCUUAGGUCCAGAUUUAAUUGAUAUUUUUAGACUGUUCUUUUUGUAGCAAUUUCUUUAAGUAACAAUCGAUUCGCGUCACUUCAAUUUCGACCGACACCUUUUUUUAUAUUGCCUUUCGAAUCUUGCGAGCGAAUGUUGACUAACAAUAAGUGUGUCAUUAGGUUUCCAUAAAUUAGUACCAGGGAAUUAAUCUGUGUAUUCUGACGAACUGCGUAACGAAUUAAGUAUGGCAGGAUGAAGUUUUGUGUAAAAAAAGCGAACCAUAUCUUUUAGUCGAGUCAAUCAAAGGCUGUACCAUUUUUUUCUGAUAAAAAGAAUUUUGUGAAAUUUUUAUGCAUGUACAGAUUUCAUCUUUCCCAUUAUGUGCUUUAGAAACAUCACACGUAUCGUAAUUAUUUUAAUUACAUUAAAAUGUUGAUAAAAUUGUUUAAAGAAAUGCAUGUAUAAAAAAAUUCUUAGAUUCGUAAGUUAGAUUUAAUAUCGUAAAAAAUUAUUUUCUAUUGCGUAUAGAAUUUGUGAUUUUUAUUAUAAAAAACUUUCUAUGCUCAUUAUAUUGUUUUUAUAAUACAAUAUUUGCCGUAAGAGUACAAUAAGUAUAAAAAAACGUACAUAAUUAUCAAGUAAAAUGCGAUAAGAUAUAUAAUAAUAAUAAUAAUAAGGAUGGAACUGUAAUAUGUUCAAAAAUUUAUAAUCAUCCGGAAUGAAACAAUCUCGAGAAAUUUAAAAGGGGAAAAUAAAGUAAACUAUUGUUUAAACGUGUUUAGUAAUGAAGAAAAUGUUAUAGCCUUUCAGCCCUUGGCUCGAUCUAUGUUUUCUAGAAGUUGUAUAUAAACGAGUGCAUUUAUACGCAUUGGCGUGCAAAUUUUGCGCACAUACGUAUAUAUUGACUAAUUAAAUAGGGAAUUUAACAAACGAAAGAAGAAAUGUUAAGUUGAGAGCAAUGAUGAAUAUCGAGUUUGAAAAAAUAAUCAGUGAUUAUUCCAUCGUUUUGAAAGAUAGUAGUAACUAAAUAAAAAAGAAAAGAAUGAAUGAUAAUAGCAGAAAAUGAAAAGUAUCUCUGCAAUAUCUUUUUUUAUACAUGCAAUUUAGUUUCCAUAUUCCUUUAAACGUUUUCCUUUCCUGGGUGCGAUCUAUUUGACACUACGAAUGCUUCGAAACAUUUAAUUGACCAAUAAAAAUAGAAAAUUUCGUAUUGAUCAAUCAAAAAAUACUUACAAACAUUUCUAGCGUCAAAUAGCUACUCCAUAUCUUCAGAAUGAAAUGAAAUAAUGGAGCAAUAGAGUUAUCGAUUAUUAUUUCUCAUUUCGAUUUUUAAAAUUGAUAGAGGCUGACAAAUCACUGCGUGUUGGCUUCGUUCUCGUCAAUAUAUAUCAAAUUAAGAAACCACAACACCAAUUGUAUGUUGUUGAUUAGCUUUACUAAUUGUUAUUACUAUUAUGAUCAUUUCUACUAAACUUUAACCUUGAUUCAUUUGUUACUGCUGCACUAUGAUAAUCCGUUAUAAUGUAACAUCAUAUAAUUAGCAUUUUGUUUUUUACUGCAAUUAUUAUUGCAGUUGCUAUUGUCAUACAAAUUCAGACGUAUGUUUUUUUAUCAUAAUUUUAUUAUUUUAAUACAAUAUUACUUUUAAUUAAAUAUAUUACAAUAGUGUUGAAUUAAUUAUUAAUAGAUAAUUAAUGAUAUGAUGUGGAUAGGAUACAAAAAAGGAUAACCAAUUAUUUAGAAAUAAAUAAUAUUUCUAAAAUUGCA